AUGGUAAAGAAUCUGCCUGCAAUGCAGGAAACCCAGGUUCAACCCCUGGGUCGGGGAGAACCCCUGGAGAAGAAAUUGGCAGCUCAGGCCAGUAUUCUUAUCUGGAGAAUUCCAUGGACAGAGGAGCCUGGAGGGUUACAGUUCAUGGGAUCGCAAAGAGUCAGACACAACCGAGCGACUUUCACUUUUCACUUUCAAAUUGAUUGCAGCAAGUGGAAACAGAAGCAUGUGCCAGACAAAAGGCUGCUAACUGGAAGCCUGCAUCUUGCCCAGGCGUCAAUUAGUAUUCUUUUCCAAGAAAAUGGAGAGCAUCCGUUACUCUAG
This is a messenger RNA of Rangifer tarandus platyrhynchus (Svalbard reindeer), 324 nucleotides long. The record is from the annotation of a GenBank genome assembly. Lineage: Eukaryota; Metazoa; Chordata; Mammalia; Artiodactyla; Cervidae.